CUUCAUCCACUGCGAAUUUUGUACAAUCAAUCAUACUGCCCCUCCCCCAGUCAACCGUUAAAAGAUGCCUUUUUUCCCAAUGGGUACUGGAGUUCAAGCAGAGAAUGACACAAACCCCACGUCCGGCGUAAUGCCACUGUCCCCCGCGACGCUGGUCAAGAAUCGUCGGAAACGCUACCUGGAUACCCAUCCGGAGUAUUUCUCUGCUGAUCUCGAGCUAGCCGACCCGUUGCUGUACGAUCGCUUGAUCCGCCGAUUCCAGACACCGGCGGAACGAGAGGCUGAAGGGCGAGCCAAAGGAUUCUCAGGCAUACUUCAAGCAGAUCUUUAUCGUUCCGAGGCCAAGAUGGAAGCCCUGUCGCAUCCGGAUCCCAAUGCAAUGUUUAGCUAUAGCCGUGGCCCAAACGGGGAAAUCCUCGCGGAGGACAAAGAUGAGAUUCCGACGAGCAAGGAAGAAGGCGAAAAGAUCUGGCAAUGGGAGAUGGGACUGCGAUUUAUAAGGGGCGAAGACCACGACUUUGACUAUGCUACUGUUGACGAGAACGAUGAUUAUGAUGACUGGAACGAAGAGCAAGAGCGAUACUUCGACGAUGAAGAACCCGAAUGGAUCGUUGAAGGUAUAAGUGGCGGUGACGUCAGAUCGAGACUACAAGGAGAGACUGGUGUUCAAGACUUUUGAGAAGUCCGACGUAGUCGAGACGCACUAUUCACUUGAUGCCUUUACGGUUGGCUCACUCUGAUGCAAGCGUUUGGCCGCAUCAGGCACACCCAUGACAGUGGGGGUCAAAAAGUAUGCGACCUCUUGGACUUAAAGGUAUCUACCGCCUGAGCCGCUUGGUACCUUAAAGCAUAGGAGGUCAUAUACUUUUGCACCACCACUGUACCAUCCCCGGUCAAAGUUUUCAGUCAAAGUUUUCA
Molecule: messenger RNA, 918 nt
Organism: Aspergillus pseudonomiae
Lineage: Eukaryota; Fungi; Ascomycota; Eurotiomycetes; Eurotiales; Aspergillaceae
Exons: 2
Coding region: 65-679 (204 amino acids)
Source: RefSeq, a predicted model, not a curated record